Messenger RNA from Rhea pennata, 6481 nucleotides. RefSeq names its product ciliary rootlet coiled-coil, rootletin (gene CROCC). The record is from RefSeq and is a predicted model, not a curated record. Gene Ontology annotation, cellular component: centrosome; centriole. Lineage: Eukaryota; Metazoa; Chordata; Aves; Rheiformes; Rheidae. The transcript is spliced from 32 exons. Gene Ontology annotation, biological process: cilium assembly. The annotation marks the transcript as partial.
GGGGGAAAGGAGCCGCUUUCCGCUCGCGGAUUUGGCGCAUGGCGGCGAGACCGGCAGGCAAAGCCGGAAAACAGAGGCGGGAAGGGGCCGGGGCCGGAGUGGGAGGCCGUGAUUGCGGCGGCUUCCCGCGGGGUUUCUCGUGGCCGCGGCGGCAGCGGCUGCUACUCGGCCUUUCGGGAUUUUUCAAACAGCCGUGGCGGGAAAAACCGCCACCGCGGCGGGAGGGGAAGGGGAAAAGGGGAGAGUGAGCAGCGGCCGCCGGGCCCCGCGGCCAUGGCCUCGCUCCCGGAGGAGAACCGGCUGCUGCAGCAGGAGCUGGCCCGCGUCGAGGACCUGCUGGCGCAGAGCAGGGCCGAGCGCGACGAGCUGGCCAUCAAGUACAACGCCAUCAGCGAGCGGCUGGAGCAGGCGCUGCGGCUGGAGGCGGGCGAGCGGGAGCCGCCGGCAAGCCGGGUCCCGGCGCAGCAGCACCUGGAGCUGCGGCGGCUGCUGGACGACGAGCACGCCGCCUACAAGCGCAAGCUGCAGGCCUACCAGGAGGGCCAGCAGCGGCAAGGGCAGCUGGUGCAGAAGCUGCAAGCCCAGGUGCUGCAGUACAAGAAGAAGUGCGGCGAGAUGGAGCAGCAGCUGCUGGAGACGUCGGCUGAGCUGGAGCAGGAGCGGCUGGUGGGCCAGCUGGAGGCGAGCGGCCCGCGCCUGGACGAGGACACCGGCCACGACCUGGAGACGGCGCUGAUCCGCCUGGAGGAGGAGCAGCAGCGGAGCGCCAGCCUGGCGCAGGUGAACGCCAUGCUGCGCGAGCAGCUCGAGCAGGCCAACGGCGCCAACCAGGCGCUCAGCGAGGACAUCCGCAAGCUGACGGCCGACUGGACGCGGGCCCGCGACGAGCUGGAGCAGCGCGAGGCCGAGUGGAGGCGCGAGGAGGAGUCCUUCAAUGCCUACUUCAGCAGCGAGCAUGGCCGCCUGCUGACCCUCUGGAGGCAGGUGGUGGGCGUCCGGCGGCACGCCGGCGAGACCAAGGCCGCGGCGCAGAGGGAGCUGGCGGAGCUGCAGCAAGAGGCGGCCCGCGUGGCCCGGGCCGUGCACGGCGCCUGCCUGCGCCUGGGCGCCAGCCUGCGCCUGCAGCAGAGCCAGGCGGCGGCCGCCGGCGAGGCCCAGGCGCUGCGGCUCGCCAGCCUCGAGGAGCGCCUGCGGGAUGCCCAGUGCCACGAAAGCCGCCUGGGCACCAGCUUGGCGGAGGCGAUGGCCGUGGGCGCCGAGAAGGAGCAGGAGCUGCAGGCGCUGAAGUUGCAGCUGCAAAGCCUGGAGGCAGCGCAGGCCCGGCAGCUACCGCCGGAGGAGCUGGAGGCCCUGCGCACGGAGGCUGAGAGGCUGCAGCAGGCUCUUUGGGAUGUCACCCAGGCGGUGCUGGCGGACGCGGACGGCGCUGAGCCCCCGUGCCCCCCGCCGUCGCCGCCCAGCUCCCCCCACCGCAGCCUGGCGCCCGCUGCCGCUGAGGCCGCCCUGGCCGCCGUGCGUGCCGCCCUGCAGCGGAGGCGGCUGCAGCUGCAGGAGGCCCGGAGCGAGCGGGAGGCCGUCGAGGAGGCGGCGGGGCGCCUGCGGGAGCAGCUGGCCGCCGGGGCGGGCGAGCAGCGGGCGCUGGAGCAGCGGCUCGCCGGCCUGGAGGCCGAGGUGCGGGGCUGCCGGCAGGCUAAAGAGGAGGCCCUGCGCGACGCCGCCCGGCACCGCGCGGCCGCUGAGCGCCUCGGCAGCGAGAAGAGCGCCCUGGAGCAGGCCCUGGGGGCCGCGGAGCAGCGGGCGCUGGCGCUGGCGCAGGAGGCGGCGGGGCUGCGGCAGGCGCAGGCCGAGCUGCAGCGCCAGCACCGGGGGCUGCAGGAGGAGCGCGACGAGGUUGCCGGGGCCGCCGAGCGCGCCCGCCGCGAGCUCGAGGACAGCCGGCGGCUGCAGGAGCAGCUGGAGGAGGAGGUGUCACGGGCGCGCGAGGAGCUGCUGCUGGCGCAGGAAGCCCAGAGCCGCGCGGCGCUGGAGGCCGAGGUGGCGCAGGGCGAGCGGGACCAGCUGGCCGUGGCGCUGGGCAAGGCGGAGGCGAGCGGCGGGGAGCUGGCGGCGGCGCUGCGGGAGGCGCGGGCGGAGGCGGCGGCGGGCCGGGCGGCCCUGGCGGCACUGGGCGGCCUGGGCGAGAGCCUGGCGGGCGACAAGGCGCAGCUGGAGGGGCUGCUGGGGCGCCUGGAGGAGGAGAAGCGGGCCCUGGCGGGGCGGGCGGCGGCGGCGGCACGGGAGGCGGCGGCCGGGCGGGACGAGCUCCGCCGCGCCGGCGAGGAGGCCGAGGCCGAGCGGCGGCGCCUGGAGCGGGGCCGGCGGGCGGCCGAGGAGGAGGGCGAGCGCCUGCGGGUGGAGGUGCUGGGCCUGCAGCGGGAGCGGCAGCAGCUGCAGGAGCAGCUGGAGCAGGCGGCGGGGGCAGCGGGCGCGGAGCUGGCGCAGGCGCGGGGGGAGCAGGAGCGCCUGGCCGAGGCGCUGCGCCGGGCUGCCGGCGAGAAGGAGGCGCUGGCCCGCGAGGCGGCCGCCGGCCGGCGCGACGCCCAGCGCCAGGCCCACGAGCUGGACGCCCUCAGGGCGGAGAAGGCGGCGCUGGAGACGCGGCUCUCGGAGCUGCGGCAGCAGCUGGUGCGGCUCGGCGCCCGCACCGAGCACCUGGAGGCCGAGAGCCGGAGCCUGCUGCUGGCCAAGGAGGCGCUGCAAGCGGAGGUGGGCGCCGGGCGGCAGCGGCUGGCGGCCGAGGUGGGUCGCCUGGAGCGGGAGAAGGAGCAGCUGGCGCAGGCGGAGCGGGAGGCGCGGGCGGCGCGGCAGGGCGCCCGGGCGGCGCACGACGAGGCUGCCGAGCGCCUGCGGGCCGAGGCGGAGGCGCUGCGCCGCGAGCUGCGGGCCGAGCGGGAGGAGGCGGCACGGCGGCUGGCGCGGCACCGCCAGGAGCUGGAGGCCCGCGCCGAGGCCGAGCGGGCGCCGCUGGCCGCCGCGCUGGCCGACCUCCGGCGGCAGCGCCACGAGGGCCUGCUGCGGGCCGAAAGCGAGAAGCAGCAGGCGCUAUCGCAGAAGGAGGCGGAGAAGGUGGCGCUCUCGGAGAAGCUGGCCGGCGCCGAGCGGAGCCUGGCCGAGGCCGCGGCCAAGCUGGAGCGGCAGCGGCGCGAGGCCGCCGGGCGCCAGGAGCAGGAGCGGGGCCUGGCCGACGGCCUCGCUGCCGAGCUGCGGGCGCUGCGGGCACAGCUGGAGGAGGCCGCAGCAGCCGGCGAGCGGGAGGCCGCGGCCCUGCGGCAGCAGGCGGCGGAGCUGGGCAAGCAGCGGGACGCGGCCGCGCGGGAGGCAGAGGAGCUGCGGGCACAGCUGCGGCUGGCGGCGGAGGAGCGGGACGCGGGGCACCGGGAGCUGCUGGAGGCGCAGCGGGUGGCACGGGAGAGCCGCGAUGGCCAGGAGGCGCAGAGCAAGGAGGCGCGGGAGGCCCGCCGGGCCCUGGGCGAGGAGGCGCGGGAGAAGGAGGCCCUGCGGCGCUCCAACGAGGAGCUGCGGGCUGCCGUGCGGCGCGCCGAGGGCGAGCGCAUCAGCCUCAAGCGGGCCCUCGAGGAGCAGGAGCAGCGGCUGGCGGUGGCGGAGGCCGGGCAGGCGGCGGCGGGCCGCGAGGCGGCCGAGCUGCGGGCCAGCUUGCAGGAGGUGGAGCGGGGCCGCCUGGAGGCCCGUCGCCAGCUGCAGGAGCUGCGGCGGCAGGUGAAGACGCUGGACGGCGAGAGCUGCAAGAAGAGCAAGGAGCUGGCGGAGCUGCAGGAGCGCCUGGCGCGGGAGGAGCAGCGGGAGGAGGAGGGCCGACGCGAAGCCUUCGGCCUCAGGCAGAAGGUGGCGGAGAGCGAGGCCGAGCGGGAGAGCACCAGGAAGGAGCUGCAGGAGCUGCAGCGGCGGCUAGCGGAGGCGGCGGGCGAGUUUCGGCAGCGGGAGCGGGAGCUGGCGCGCAGCCUCGAGGAGGCGCGGGGCACCGAGAAGAAGCUGCUGGCCGACGCGCGCAACCUGCAGCUCAAGGCGGAGGCGGCGCGGGCCGAGGCGGCCGAGCGGGGCCUGCUGCUGAGCGCCGCCGAGGGCCGGGCCCGCGGCCUGGAGGCCGAGCUGGCCCGCGCCGAGGGGCUGCGGCGGGCCGCCGAGGGCCGCCUGGGCAGCCUGCGCUCGGCGCUGCGCCGCACCGCCGGCAUCGGCGCCCGGCGCCGCAGCCCCUCGCCCGGCGGCACCCGCUCCCCGCUCGCCGAAGCCACGACGCCCGGGCCCCUUUCCCCGCCGGCAUCGCCCGAGGACGACGCGGAGCCCGAGGCGGUGCGCGCCGCCCUGCGGGACUUCGUGCGGGAGCUGCGGGAGGCGCAGCGCGAACGGGAGGAGCUGCGGGCGCAGGUGGACGCGCUGCACCGGCGGCUGGCCGAGGCAGAGGCGGAGCGGGACGGCGCCAGCGCCCGGGCGCAGCAGCUCCAGCGGCUGGUGGCUGAGAGCGAGGAAGGGCGCCGGGGAGCCGACGGGAAGCUGAGCAGCGCCCAGACGGCGCUGCUGCUGCAGGAGGAGACGCUGCGGCGCGGCGGGCGCGAGCGCCGGGCGCUGCUCGACAAGGUGGCCGCGCUGGAGAGGAGCCUGCGCACGGCCGACGGCGACCGCCGAGCCUCCGAGGAGCGGCUGAGCGAGCUGAAAGCCGGCGAGGCCAAGCUGGAGGAGGCCAAGCGGCGCCUGGAUGAGGGGCUGGAGGCGGCCGAGAGCCGCGGCACCCGCCUGGAGCUGCAGCAGCGGGCGCUCGAGGGCGAGCUGCAGCGGGCCCGGCUGGCGCUGGGCGAGCGCGAGACGGAGGCGCGGGGCCUGCGGGAGCGCGCCGAGGAGCUCCAGCGGCAGCUCAGCGAGAGCGAGCAGCGGGCGGGCGCCCUGCAGCUCUCGGCGGACGGCCUGCGCGCGGCGCUGGCCAAGGCGGCAGAGGCUGAGGCCGGCCUCGAGGCCAAGACGCGGGGCCUGGCGGCGGCGCUGGCCGAGAGCUCCGCCGCGGCCGGGGCGGCGCAGGAGCAGCUGCAGCAGGCACAGGCAGCCGGCGAGCGCGAGCGCGACGCGCUGCAGGAGAGGCUGGAGACGGCCCGGCAGGAGCUGGCGGAGGCCGUGGCGGCGAAGGCCUCGCUGCAGGAGCAGCUGCGGGGGCUGCAGGACGAGCGCGCCGAGCUGCAGCGGCGCACGCGGGACCUGGAGGCCCAAGGCCGGCAGCAGCAGGAGCUGCUGCGGCAGCGGCAGGAGGGCGAGAGCGCGGCGCUGCGGGAGCUGCGGGCUGAGCGGCAGGCGCUGCGGGAGCGCCUCAGCAGCCUCCAGCGCGCCCUGGCCCAGCUCGAGAGCGAGAAGCGCGAGGCCGAGCGCUCGUCCCUGCGCCUCGAGAAGGACAAGACUGCUCUCAAGAAGACCCUGGAUAAGGUGGAGCGGGAGAAGCUGAAGACGCACGAGGACUCGCUGCGGCUCUCAGCAGAGAAGGGCCGGCUCGACCGCUCACUGGGCACGGCGGAGCAGGAGCUGGCCGAGGCCCAGCAGCGCAUCCGGCUGCUGGAGGCGCAGGUGACGGCUCUGGAGCAGCCGGUGAGCGCCGGGGCCGGGCAGCAGGAGCUGCAGCGGGAGCUGGAGCGCCUGCGGAGCGCCCAGCUGCAGGCCGAGCGGGCGCUGGAGGCACGGGAGCGGGCCCACCGCCACCGCGUCCGCGGCCUCGAGGAGCAGAUCGCGCUGCUGAAGGAGCAGCAGGCGCUGCAGCGCGGCCCCCUGCGCCUCCACCACUCCUCGCCGGCAACUCUAGGCACUCCGUAAACCACGUGGCGUGUUGCAUCCCAUCCCCAACAACAACCCCCCCCCCAAAAAAAAAAAAAAACCCAAAACCCUCAGCUACGGCAGAGACGGCUGCAACUCAUCACACGGGGGAGCCGCUUGGCAGGUCUUUGCCCUGGAAACCGGGGGCCGGCCCCCGUCCCGCAAACGCGGCUCCAGGCUUAUUUUUCCUCACCGUUGCUUUUUUUUGGGAAAAAAAAAAAAAAAAAAAAAAAGCAGUGUUUAACCCAAGAGAAGACACCACUAACGUAUUUUUGAUACAGGUAGGGGCCUGAUUGAGGUCUUUUUUUUUUUUUUUCCUACCGCCGUUUUUUAACAAGAGGUUUGGAAAUACUACUUUUUUUAACAUUUCCAGGAGAAAUCUGCGGGGAGCUCUUUGCCCCUGUCCCGAUGCUCUCUGAGCAGCCCGUCCUUGCGUUUAUAUAUCUAUAUAUAUAUAUAUUUGUUUUUUUAAAAAAACAGUCUAGGGUGGUCAAAUUAACCCCAGCCAAAACUCUGCCCUUUCCUGGGAAUAAAAGCAGCCACAGCAGAGCUGGCUUUGCCCAGGGAGAAGGGGGACGCAAACGGGCGAGCCGAUGUAACGCUCCGGAAUUAAUAAAAGUCGUUCGGGGUCUCUAAA